Centruroides sculpturatus (bark scorpion) is the source of this 320-nucleotide messenger RNA. RefSeq names its product U6 snRNA-associated Sm-like protein LSm3 (gene LSm3). Lineage: Eukaryota; Metazoa; Arthropoda; Arachnida; Scorpiones; Buthidae. Gene Ontology annotation, biological process: P-body assembly; mRNA splicing, via spliceosome. The coding region runs from base 31 to 282 and encodes 83 amino acids. The transcript is spliced from 3 exons. The record is from RefSeq and is a predicted model, not a curated record. Gene Ontology annotation, molecular function: RNA binding. Gene Ontology annotation, cellular component: P-body; catalytic step 2 spliceosome; precatalytic spliceosome.
UUUGGCAACACUUAUCAUAUAUUUAAAAAAAUGGCGGAUGACAAUGAGCAGGGUCCGACAAAUUCAGUCGAGGAACCAUUAGAUCUCAUUAGAUUAAGUUUGGACGAGAGGAUUUAUGUGAAAAUGAGAAAUGACAGAGAAUUGAGAGGGAGACUUCACGCUUACGAUCAACAUUUAAAUAUGAUUCUUGGUGAUGUGGAAGAAACUGUUACAACUGUAGAAAUUGAUGAAGAAACAUAUGAAGAAGUUUAUAAGGUAAAUAUAUAUCUUAUAAUUUAUUAAAAUCUGUAUUAAUGGACUAAUCCCCUAUUUCACCAAUA